Closterium sp. NIES-67 is the source of this 4135-nucleotide messenger RNA. NCBI's taxonomy places the organism in Eukaryota, Viridiplantae, Streptophyta, Zygnematophyceae, Desmidiales, Closteriaceae. The record is from the annotation of a GenBank genome assembly.
UUCCCCACAAGCUCUGACCAGCCACUUGGACUGGCGCCGUCUUAGUAGCGUCAAGUGAUGCUGUAGUCGUAGGCGGCACGCGGACGCUAGAUUCCGCCCUGUAACGUUGAGACAGCGUAGCAAAAGAACGCGGAAUCCGGAGGAGGCUAAUGCAGAUACUAUCUGUACUAUCUGUAGACUAACUAGUAGAACGAAUUCCCAAGAGACUCGCCAGUAGACUGUGCAGAUUUAAUAAUGUUUCCCUCUCGAUGGUCAUAUUGUGACCAAUUCGUCGACUCGCCGGACAAAGUGGCGCGCGGCAUGGAAGGGAAGCCCCGCCCAGGCCAGUCGCACGGUGCCGACGGGCAGCGCCGGAUUCAAGAGGCUGGAGCACCCGUGCAGCAGCACACACGGAAAGAGCAGCCUGCGGACCAGGCUCUCAAAGUCUCUGGCGGUGGACCACCGCACGGCGGCGAUCCGCCGAUGAUGGCACGCUCCACGAAAGCUCAUCCUCGUGGCGUGCGCCGCAUCGUGGAAGGCAGCGCUGGGCUACUAGUAGGGCAGAAUGGUAUCGCUUUGAGAGCGAACACGAUGGAUAGCUCGUCCGCUGCAUCGGCGAUGGACUCUGGCAGUGUAUGUCCUCCUCUAGGGCCGCAGCAACAGCUGUGGGGACAGCUGGGGCAGCAGGAGAAUCAGCAGCAGCAGGGGCAGCAGGAGAAGCAGCAGCAACAGCAGGGGAUACCUCAGCAGCAGCAAAGACACUCAGGACCUGCCCAGCUUAGCCAGAGUCAGCUACCAUCACGAGUCUGGCAACCAGCGGAGCUUUCUCCCAUGGUACAGCCCGUGCAGCCAGGGACGCACCAGGACCACAGGCAAACACCUCAGCUGGAACAACCAUACAGGCAGUCCAAGGACGUGCUAGAAUCGGCAGCUUCGUUGUCACCGGCGCAUCUGUCAUUCCAGCCACAAGACGUGGGGCUGUGGAAUGGGAAACAAGUGCAACGGGAGCAAGAAACACUGCACCCAGACCAGCUUCAGCAGCAACCGGAGACACAACGGCAAUUCACACCACCACCCCAGCCAGCAGCACCGCUACAGCCACAGCUACGGAUGCCUCAGCCAGUGCCGCAGUCGCCACAGGGGCAGCUAAGGUUGGAGCAACUGUCGGCGCAGCUACAGCCGCUGCUGCAGCAGCAGGUGCCAGGUGGCACAAAUGACCCCGUUGACCGAUCUCAGUCGGAGCCGACACGCAAGCGCACGGCGCGCAGCCGGAACUACACCCAGCCGGGGAAGUACCGGGGGGUGAGGAAGCGAGGAGAGGGACGGUUCAUCGCGGAAAUCAAGGACACGACUUUCGGUGUGCGCAAGUGGCUGGGGACGUUCACCACAGCAGAGGAAGCCGCCCUGGCGUUCGAUCGAGCUGCGGUGGAGAUUCGAGGGACGAACACCAAGUUGAACUUUCCGGAGCUGGUUCUCAAGGGUGGGGGAGCAGAUGUGCCAGCAUCUGCAGAAAGAGGGGAAGCAUCCGUGGGAGCUGCAGAGAUGGCGAUCGGGACUACUGAUUUGGGGGUGCAGAGGACACGUGCUGGGCGGGUCAAGCAGGGAGGUCGGUGUGGCUCUGGAAAAGAAAAGGAGGAGGAAAGCGAUGGGGAGGCUGCAGCUGGGUGCAUGGGUGAGGAUGGAUUCUGGCAAAGGGCGUAUGGAGAGUCGAUGGACUUGGUGCCACAACCAGUCGGUUUGGAAGCUGCAACAACAGCAGCAGCAGCAGCAGACAUGGUUGGAGCCAGUGCUAGUGAGGACGUGGCUGGGGUGCUGCGGCCUGGCGACAGCUCCACUGCCAGUGGAAGCAGCUCCGGCAGAGCCGACCCUUCUACCUCGUCCGCCUCUGCGCCUGCAUCCAUACUCUCCAUCCCUCCUGCCAUGUUCCUCCCUCAAGAGCCAACUCCCAGCUGCCUGGCGACCAAUGGGGCAUCUGCCACCCUGGCGCCUGAUUGGCGGCUCACAGAGGGCAUUGAAGGCAUGCCGGGUGAAGGUGCUGCUGCUGGUGCUCCUGCUGGUGCUCCUGCUGGUGCUAGUGCUGGAGGUGCUCGCGCUGUUGCUGGCGGUCUUGAGGAGGAAUAUGGAUCGGAGGAGUUCCCUGUAGUAGAGGAGAGCAGUGGGAGUCAAGAGAGUGUGGCUGGAGAAGAGACAUUGCAGGAGAGUAGAAUGGAGGUUGGAAGCGACAUUAUAAUGGGUGGAGAGAUUCAGAUGGAGGAUCUGGCUGCCUUCUUCAAGUCGCCUCAACUCGACCCGUCUCAGCACCGACUCUGGGCGCCACAGCUGCCGCUGCCACAGCAGACGCAGCAAGAGUGGCGCCAACACCAGCAGCAGCAGGUGCAGCCACAGCAACAAUACCAACAACAAGAACAGCAUCAAUGGGAAGUACAGCAAUGGCACGGGCAGCCACAAAUGGUGCUUCAGCGGCAACCCAAGCAGGAUGAGAAGGCAAGUCCGCCUGUUUCUGAAUCCCCACACCCCUUCCAGUCGUGGGCCAUCACAGCCGCCAUGCCCCUCUCCCUCGCCAUGGCUCAUCGCAGCAGCCCCCCACGCCGAGGCAUGGCUGGCCAAGCAGCACUGGAAGGACGAGCAGAGACAGAGGCGAGUGCUCGAUCAAGAGAUAAUCAAACCUCCGUUCAGCUGAAAUCGGACGCAGGCGAGUUUGGAGAAGCUUCGGAGCUGCUUCCACCGCAGCAGUGUGCAGCAAUACAUGACUCGUGGUACGAGGGUGGUCAGGAGGGCGAACUGAGUCAAGCGGCUGCCGUUGUGGCGGCACUGGAAGCCAUGGUUCCUGGGCUGCCAGGCCAAGCAGGCAGGGAGCACCCCGCAGGCGUGCAUCAGGCGUUCCGGCAACAACCCAAGGCAGCGCAGAGUGAGGCGCUUGAUGCGGCCAUGCGUGGUGAGCGUGAGCUCCAUCCUGGCUGGGACGGCGGAGGGCUGCUGCUGGGGAAGAGCGAGCAGCAUGUGCUUGAAGCAGCAUUGGGCGGCACGUGGGAUGAGGCUCAUGGUCACACAGCAGCGGCGGCAACAUGGGACCUGCCAGCCAGUGCAUGGAGCAGCGAGGCCAUCGAGAACUUGGUGCUCAGCGAUGGCGAUUUGCUCCAAGGGCCAGUGGCAGAAGGCAUGGAUGGAGCGCGGCAUAGUGCCAUGCCGUACAGUGUGAAUGGCCUGCAGAGCGUGUCUGCUCCCAUCGGACAACACCAUCAGCAGCAGUGCCAGGAGCAACAGCAACAGCAGUACAGUAACUAUCAGCAGCAGCAUCUGCUGCCGCCGCUACCGCUGCCACAGCAGCAGCAGCCCCAGAAUGUUUCUAGUGCACCUUAUUGGAAGAAUGUUCUUCUCUCUGCUGCAGCCUCCUGGACCAGCGAUGAGCACUUGAGUGAAGGAUGGAGGGAGCAGCUAAGGAGGGGUGAGCUGGUGGAGCCAAGCAUGGGUCACCAGCUGCUCUCUCAGCCUUGGCCCCAGCCACAUCCCGAGCCUCAGACAGCUCACAACCGCGCUGUUUCCUUCUCCCUGGAGCCAUCAUCAGCUGUCGCAGCAGCUUUAGAACCCGAGCCGGGGGAAGACAGUGUGGAUUGUGCAGGUGGCCUUGGUGCAAGGGCUGCUGCAGAUACAGAUGGCAGUGAGGGCCUCGCGUCCUCCCUGGUGGAGAGAAGAGCAUGAUGCCGGGAAGGUGGGCUGCUUAAUGCGAGGCAGGGUGAGAGGAGGGUGGUGGAGCAGCAGCCCAGUGCAUGAGGCCGCAUGCACGCUCAAAAGCCCGUGGACAGCAGUCUGCCGCCCAUGCGGCGCCACACCAGCAAUUGUUGCAGGCAGCAGCACAGCAGGAGCGUGUGCUGGCACAGAAUCAGCAGCCACCAUGGGGCAGGGAGCACAUGUAGGAGGGGGAGUGCAUGCAGCAAGCCCUCUCCAGCAUUCUAACAGACCAACCACUUCAGGCAGCACUUGAGGUGGCCAGGAUAAAUCAGUGGCUGUGCAGUGGCAGUUGCGGUAGACAAGCCAGCCCAUGCCUGCCUUUUCUGUACCUGACCCUUUUUAUGCAGACAGGAGUGCCAUUAGAAUCUUCCUAAAACCUUGUUGCUCAUCCUCUGGAAUGCAUGAUACUUUUAUUCCUUAACAUAUC